Messenger RNA from Andrographis paniculata, 1131 nucleotides. Its product is annotated as probable transmembrane ascorbate ferrireductase 4. The coding region runs from base 201 to 1001 and encodes 266 amino acids. Lineage: Eukaryota; Viridiplantae; Streptophyta; Magnoliopsida; Lamiales; Acanthaceae. The record is from RefSeq and is a predicted model, not a curated record. Gene Ontology annotation, molecular function: oxidoreductase activity. The transcript is spliced from 4 exons.
ACAGACACAUAAAUUCCAAAAAACAAAAUAAAGUGGAGAUGGUGAUCUCUGGGCAGCAAUGAUUAAGAAUUACAAUAAUAAUAAUGCAUUAUGCAGUGUUCCUCUUACCUCUCCGUCGGUGGAUCGAAUCGCCGCCGCUCUAUUCCUUUCUUCCUCUCUUCUCCGAACAAACACUCUAAUUAAGGCCGUCCUUACCAAAAAUGGCGAUGCCCAGAUUAUCAUUAUCAUUAUCAGUAGCGUCGCUGGUACUGUUUUUGGGGAGAUUAAUCUCAGGUUCCAUGGCAGCAAUUCUUGUCCUCAUUUGGGCCCUCCAUUUCCAGACAAGCUUCCUCCCUUCUCAACAACCUGCAGCUCAUGACCUCAUUUUUGCUGUGUUGCACCCUUUGUUCAUGGUAAUUGGUUUCAUCCUCAUCAGUGGAGAAGCCAUUUUGGUGCAGAGAUGGUUACCUGGUUCCAAAAACCUCAAAAAAUCGAUGCAUCUUAGCCUCCAAGGUGUGGCUUUAGGGUGUGGAAUAUUUGGGAUUUGGACAAAAUUUCAUGGCCAGGAUGGAAUUAUGGCUAAUUUCUACACACUCCAUUCUUGGAUGGGUCUCAUCUCUAUUUCUUUGUUUGCUGCUCAGUGGUUGUUCGGAUUUAUAAACUUUUGGCAUAAACGGGAGGUGCGAACAACGAGGCGGACAUUGCUGCCGUGGCACGUCUUCCUCGGACUUUACACUUACGGGUUGGCCGUGGUGACAGCGGAGACGGGGCUUUUGGAGAAGCUGACGAUCUUACAAGUGAGAGGAGAUGUCCUAAAACGGUGCCCGGAAUCGGCUGUCGUCAACGGCUUGGGACUUUGCUUGGCGCUGCUGAGCAGCACCGUGAUUCUUGCGGCGGUCUCGCCUAGGCGCCGAGGUUUGAAGCGUCGAAAGAUUUUGCAUUUGGACAAUGACGACGGCAGCGACGACAACGGUAACGGAUAUUUUCGAGACAAGAGUGCACAAUUCUUACAUCCUGCGUAAUGUCAAUGUGAAUGUUGGUUAUAUUGGGUUUUUUUUUUUUUUUUUUUUUUUCUUAAUGUAAAGUUUGGUUUUUUGGUUGGAAAAAAAAGAUGUUCUUAUGUUUGAAAGGAGACAGUGCAAGAGAAUGUUA